GCAAUUAUCUCUCAUGUGCACACAACAAUGUGCAUUUAUCAAAGCAGUUAUAUUAACUCCUAAUCAAAUUGAUGUCAUGUGUUGUGUCUCCCUCGUGUUUACCAAAAAACAAGAAAAAAAUGUCCCUCUCUUGCUUGACCUCCCAUCUUCCAUCUCCAUCUCUGUUGUCUGGAUAACAACAGUGCUGUGCUAGUUCUGGCUUUCACUAGUGUCGUGCGCAGAGGACUUUAGUGGGACCAGUGGCAUCGUCUGUAAAGCAACGGCAUUUUGGUUCCUUACCCCGGUAAACCUUCAGGGGGCUUUCUUAGCAUUCAUUUGUUCAGUCUGCUGGAAGUCUCUGGAAAACAUCUAAUUCGUUUUAUAACCAACCCCAGAUGCGGCAGUGUGUGUGAGAGAGUGUGUGUGUAUGCGUGUGUGUUAGCCAGUGCUUGAGAGAAGGGGUCUUGCUGCAAGGGGAAAAGGAGAACGAAGAAACAAACGGUUUGGAAUUUUUCGAUUCAAACGUUUUUUUGGUUUUAGGAAUGAACGCAGAUACGUGCGUUUCAUAUUGUGAUAUGACAUCCAUGGAUUCAUAUUAUAACACGCCUUCGCCACACGGUAGGGAUGACCAACCAUCGAAUCCCUUCAGAAUAUUCCAAACGAGUGAAACCAAAUACAGCCCAACGUUCCUACCUAAAGGGCAACAGGGUUACGGGGAGAAGUCUCGGAGUCCUUUCCAACAGGAGUGCCAGUCACUGGAUGGCGGCACAGAGGAGGGCAACAACUUCAACAAAUACCACCUCUUCAUGCAACGACCGACCUGCAAAACACCCCCGGAAGGCGAAAAACUCCACCAGCAAAGCGGAGGACACAACGGCGCGCUCACCCCCUGCUACGCCAAAGACAACGGCGGUCUAACCGAAUCUGAGCACACCCCCAACACCGACUCCCCCGGGAUGGAAGGUUCCUACCUGAACCUGAAGGAACCAGGGUCAGGGGUCAAAGGUCAGGGCCCCAGCUCCGACCACCUCUCCAGUCUCAUGGACAAGGGGAGCGAGGCGGCCGACAGCAACAAGGGAAAGAAGAGACGUAACCGUACCACCUUUACCUCCUACCAGCUGGAGGAACUAGAGAAGGUGUUUCAGAAGACACAUUACCCUGACGUCUACGUCAGAGAACAACUGGCGUUGAGGACGGAUCUGACAGAGGCUAGAGUACAGGUGUGGUUUCAGAACCGGCGUGCCAAGUGGAGGAAGAGGGAGAGGUUUGGUCAGAUGCAGCAGGUCAGGACUCACUUCUCUACUGCCUACGAGCUCCCCCUCCUCACCAGGCCAGAGAACUACACACAGAUCCAGAACCCAUCGUGGCUGGGUGGGGGCAGCGGCGCCUCUCCUGUACCUGGCUGUGUGGUGCCCUGUGACGGAUCUGUCACCUCCUGCAUGCCCCCACACCCCCAUGGAGGGGUCUCCGACUACCUAGGCGUGCCCAGCCCGGGCGUAGGGGGCCAUGAGGGUCACAUGGGACAGACACACAUGGGAAGCCUCUUUGGGGCUGGGGGAAUGGGCGGAGGGGGUGGGGGUCUCAAUGGGUACGACCUGACCAGUGUCGACCCAGACAGAAAGUCUUCUAGCAUCGCGGCGCUGCGUAUGAAGGCUAAGGAACACAGCGCAGCCAUCUCCUGGAACACAUGAUGCUAUGGGAUUGUUCCUGGGUCUGGCCCCACCCCGGUAGGACACGCCCUAACUCUGCCUCCUCACCCAGACUCUCCUGAACCUGGACAAGGCCAUGCCCAGUAUUGGGAAGGAGGAGGAGCAGGAGGAGCAGGAGAAGGAAGAGGAGGAGGAGGAGGAGGAGGAGGGCCAGGAUGGGACUAUGACUAUGCCACCUGAUAGCACUAAUGAUACCAAAGAAGGUCAAAUGAAUGAAUGAAUGAACUACAACCGAGACGAUAGGAAAGACCUUCACAGGAAACAAUGACGGUUACAGCGAGUUCAACAACUAUGACGUGACUAUGACAAUCAGCAGGAGACGCUGAGAAAGAAAGGUGAAACGAAGAGGGAGGGGUGAUACCUGAUCCCUCAGAUCUCUGAAGGGGGAACGUGCCAUUUUCCCUGUUCCUCUUUAUUCCCUAUGCCCACCACCCUGUUCCUCUGUAUUCCCUAUGCCCACCACCCUGUUCCUCUGUAUUCCCUAUGCCCACCACCCUGUUCCUCUUUAUUCCCUAUGCCCACCACCCUGUUCCUCUGUAUUCCCUAUGCCCACCACCCUGUUCCUCUUUAUUCCCUAUGCCCACCACCCUGUUCCUCUUUAUUCCCUAUGCCCACCACCCUGUUCCUCUUUAUUCCCUAUGCCCACCACCCUGUUCCUCUUUAUUCCCUAUGCCCACCACCCUGUUCCUCUUUAUUCCCUAUGCCCACCACCCUGUUCCUCUGUAUUCCCUAUGCCCACCACCCUGUUCCUCUGUAUUCCCUAUGCCCACCACCCUGUUCCUCUUGUUCUGUUGAAUCCCCACCGCCUGAGACAAAGCCACUUCAAACCGGCCUAGUUCCUCUGAGGACAUAACAACACAACACAUUACAAAAAAAAAUGUUUCUAACCAUUACAACUCUAAUGAGCAAACUCAUUGAUGAACAAGAGCAACGUCUUUUAUGAAUCAGCUCCAUUCAUUACUUUUCUCUUUCCUCUCACAACAACACAAUGACCAAUUGUCUAAGAGGUAUUAAUGUUAUGGUAAUAAGUGAACAUCUGAAAAACAUCUGUGAUGGUUAGGACUGCAUGGGAUGUGCUGGCAGCUGUGUCCCUGUUUCUAGGUUCCUAUAACUAUGGACGACACAAGCGACACGGUCCCAUGUCAGGGGAGUGGAGGCGGAGGGUAGAAAGUGUACGAUUGACAAUCAUUUCAAGUGAAUGUGUAAUUUCCUCCCCUCAGGCCACCUCCCUCCCAGCGCUAACCUAUCAGGUUACAGGAAACACAUUCUCCCCUAGCGACAGGCAGGAAUAACACACAAACAUUAGACAGUGAUUGGGCCUGUCACUGGACAGUGAUUGGGCCUGUCACUGGACAGUGAUUGGGCCUGCCACUGGACAGUGAUUGGGCCUGUCACUGGACAGUGAUUGGGCCUGUCACUGGACAGUGAUUGGGCCUGCCACUAGACAGUGAUUGGGCCUGCCACUAGACAGUGAUUGGGCCUGUCACUGGACAGUGAUUGGGCCUGCCACUAGACAGUGAUUGGGCCUGUCACUGGACAGUGAUUGGGCCUGCCACUAGACAGUGAUUGGGCCUGCCACUGGACAGUGAUUGGGCCUGCCACUAGAUAGUGAUUGGGCCUGUCACUGGAUUUAAAUAUCUCCUUUCCCUCUCCUCUUGGCUGGAUGUCUGAAUGGCGCCUCUCCCUCCCCCCCUCUCCUUAAAACUCUGGUUGAGGAUUCAGAAUAUGAAAAUGGGACAUUUGCAUGUUAUUCUGAAAUGUUAACUGCAUUAAAUUAAAUGUACAGAGUAUCAAACCUGAUCAGGCCUAACAAAAAAAACAAAUGAUGAUGAUAACUGACUUGAAGCUCAUGUCUUCUCCUGCCCUGUAGACUGUAGAAGUGUCUGUGUCUCAGUAGUACCUACUGUUCCUCCAAGAUGGCGCCCUACUCCUCUAAAUCAUCUAAAUCCUCUAUCUCCUCUAACUCCUCUAAUUCCUCUAAAUCCUCUAACUUCUCUAA
This is a messenger RNA of Coregonus clupeaformis (lake whitefish), 3687 nucleotides long. Its product is annotated as homeobox protein aristaless-like 4. The record is from RefSeq and is a predicted model, not a curated record. The transcript has 4 exons. Gene Ontology annotation, biological process: regulation of transcription by RNA polymerase II. Gene Ontology annotation, molecular function: DNA-binding transcription activator activity, RNA polymerase II-specific; RNA polymerase II transcription regulatory region sequence-specific DNA binding. NCBI's taxonomy places the organism in Eukaryota, Metazoa, Chordata, Actinopteri, Salmoniformes, Salmonidae. The coding region runs from base 522 to 1670 and encodes 382 amino acids.